Molecule: messenger RNA, 588 nt
Organism: Fusarium poae
Lineage: Eukaryota; Fungi; Ascomycota; Sordariomycetes; Hypocreales; Nectriaceae
Exons: 1
Coding region: 1-588 (195 amino acids)
Source: RefSeq, a predicted model, not a curated record
AUGUCUUCAAACAAGGUCAUGGAGGAGACAAGAGCCAAGUCUCAGGAGAGCUUCCUUGAGUUUCUUCUUCGCGGCGCAACUUUGGAGAAUCCCUCUUCCCAGCACAAGGAGAUUGUCCCCGUCAGCUUUCCUCGGUCUCCGGCAAAGUCACACGUGGCAAUGGCCUACCAAUAUCAGACUGAGUCUAAUCGAAGCAUUACCGCCACUAUCACGCUCGUUCCCACAGGAUCAAGUGCCUCGAGCAUUGGCCCAAAGGCCAACCAAGGCCUCAAGUGGGACGGCUGUGAGGCAGACCAAGGUUUUGAUCAGAACAACGGACAUGAAUGGGACAUUGGCAAAAACAUUUCCAACCAAGUCAAAGAGAAGAAUCUUGUUCAAUGUGAAUACAGGGAUUUGAUCAAUAUAGGAAGUGGCAACCAGCACAACGGUCAUUGUCUCGAGAUUGGAGAUGAUGUCGGCGGCAUAGUUCUUCCGAACAUGGACGGUGAUAGAUGGACUCGUUGCAAGGUUAAGAAUGCUGCUGUGGAGAAGAAGGGUGUUUCUCUUGGAACGCAGACCAAUGGUCUCAAGAUCAAGAUUAAGAAGUGA